This is a messenger RNA of Vigna unguiculata (cowpea), 1558 nucleotides long. Its product is annotated as putative receptor-like protein kinase At5g59700. The record is from RefSeq and is a predicted model, not a curated record. NCBI's taxonomy places the organism in Eukaryota, Viridiplantae, Streptophyta, Magnoliopsida, Fabales, Fabaceae.
UAAUAAAAAAUCUAAUACAAGGGACAAUUAAAACAACGACAAUAUAGUAUUAACAAAAGUAACGAUAACAUCCGAUGAUAAACAAUAAUUCUCUUCCAUUCAACAAAUAUGCCUUUUUCACAACACACAAUCCAUUCUUUUACUAGUUAAAGGGUUCUUCAACGUAACUUUUGGAUCAGUGUACACUUCCACAAGAGUUGACUUUGUGCGUGAUAAUUCUCCCAAGGGUAGAUGACAAAUUGUAGCAAUCAAUGGCAAUCACAUUAAAGAUCACAACUUUUCAAGUCAAGUCCACAAAUUUGACCACAGAGUUUGAAUCAAGCCAUCCAUUCAUAGCAGCAAGAACAAUGCAUCUUCCAUUCCACCCCAAAAUGGCUCCUUUUCCCUGUCUUCCAUUUUUCACCACCACAAAAUCCAAAACCACAAGCAACUCUAAUCCAAUAGAACAGCUCUGUCACCGCUUCUCUUUUUCUGAGCUUCAAGCAGCCACAAAUGGGUUCAUGCCGAGUUUAAUUGUCAGUGGAGAAGGUCAAUGCAAGGUCUACAAAGCCCACCUCAAAGGCCAUGGAGACGUAGCCAUCAAACACUUCGAGAUUAAAAGCCCAGAUCGUGAUAUAGAAUUCAGGGUCGAAGUCGAGAUUCUGUGUCAACUACACCACCCAAAUGUUGUUCCUUUGGUUGGUUUCUGUGAGCACAAAAAUGACAAGUUUGUUGUGUAUGAUUAUGUCUCCAAUGGAAGCCUCCAUGAUUGUUUGCAUGGCACCAACAAAAACAGUGCUGUUCCCUUGUCGUGGAUACAAAGACUUAACAUCUGCAUCGGGGUGGCUCGUGGACUGCACUACAUUUACUUUGAAACCAAGAUACCCAUCAUGCACCGUGCUGUGAAAUCAAGCAACGUUCUUUUGGACCGUAAUCUGGUGCCUAAAGUGGCGGAUUUUGGACUUUGCAAGAAGCACCCGCAAGAGGAGUCAAGGCCAAAGCCACCAAGAGUUGAGUUGAGGGAGAACUUGGAGGUUAGUUUGGAAUACAUGGAGCCUGAGUAUUUUAUGACUGGAAGGUUAUCAAAGAAAUUUGAUGUGUACUCUUUUGGGGUGGUAAUGUUAGAGAUUGUGUGUAGGAAGGAAGCAUGUUUUUUAACCCCAGGUGGAGAUUGUGAGUACCUUGUUAAGUGGGCUUUUGAUGAUGAAAGGAAGGGGGUUCUUGAGAAGAUUGUUGAUCCAUCUCUUAUUGGAAAAAUAGCACCUUCUUGUUGGGAAGUGUUCAUUGAGAUUGUUCAGAGAUGUUUGGCUUCAGUUGAAGAGAGGCCAACGAUGGGUGAAGUGGUUAUGAUUCUUGAAAAUGCAUUUUUGUUGCAAGAGAGAGCACAUGUGUGAAAGAGUGUGAUGAGCCAAAGGCCAUUAGGAAGAGAAAUAUAAGCAAAAAUAAUACAGUUGUUGUAUUUUUCAUGUUUCUGUUCAAUUUUUGUGAUUUCACAGUUCUUGUAAAGCUUUUUCUUUUUCCAUAUUUAAGCGCUUCCGGUGGUAUAUCACAGUAGAGCUAUGAUGCAUCGAUACUUCAA